AAAAUUCGAACAUUGAUGGACUAUUCGUGAUCUCUUCUUCUGGCAAAUUAAUCUCUCAGAGGGUUUCUCUUUCUUUCUCUCUGAACAUGGACGAAGAUUUGCUUAAGCGAAACACCGAUUGCGUCUAUUUUUUGGCUUCCCCCCUCACUUGCAAGAAGGGGGUUGAUUGUGAGUAUCGGCAUAAUGAAAUUGCGAGGCUAAACCCAAGGGAUUGCUGGUACUGGUUAUCUGGGAACUGCCUUAAUCCAACAUGUGCUUUUAGACAUCCUCCAUUGGAAGGGCAUACUGGAGUGCCAUCUGAGCCUACACAAUCUUCUUUACCUGCAAACAAGACAGUUCCCUGUUAUUUUUUCUUCAAUGGAUUUUGCAAUAAAGGUGACAGAUGUUCAUUUUUGCAUGGGCCUGAUUAUAGCUCUUUUCCCGGUAAGGCUGGGAAGAACGACUGUGGAAGUAAUGAUGCCCUGCCUUCAGAAAAUAAAACGUCAUCUGGAAAUAAAGCAGGUGUAGCAAUGACAACUGAGACAUGUCCUGAUCCAUCUGAAAUUGCCCCAAAGGCUCUGCAUAAUUGUAAAAUUGAACCUGUAGAAGAUCCUCAGCGAUCAAUACUAAAAAAUCUUAAACAGCAAAAUACUUCACCAGAGAUAUCUGCUUAUGAAUAUAAAGAAGCCACUGUUAUAAGGCCUGACCCUGUAUAUCCAGAUAAGGACUUUAUACAUGGCAUUUCCCAUAUGUGCACUGAUCAGAGUCCGGAUGAGCGAGUGCAUAAUCACAUGGAACCUGAGGAACGAUUGGAAUCGCCCCCUGGAUUUGAUGUUCUUGUUGAUGAUGAAAUGGAGAGCCCUACCUAUGGGGAUGAUUCUGAAUAUUUACCAGUCGACAGAGAAUACCAGGAAUUGAAUGGGCAGUACCUGCAGUAUGAAUUUAAGGACACUGUUGAGUAUGAUCCCGAAUGCUCUGAAGCUGAAGCUGAUAUUUUGUAUGAAGAGAUGCAUGGUGGUUACAGAUUUAUGGAUGGUGAUCAUAUUCUUGCUGAUGACAGAAGAGUUCCUGCUUUUUCCAGAGAGAGAAUCAUAGACUCUAUAUUGUCCAGGAAGAGGAUUCGGAUGCCAGCUGAAAUGACUGCUUGUAACAGAAACUUAGAUCUACGAGACCAUCUGAGGAGACGAAGGGAAAUUAAUGGUGGACCUGUUACAGGCUUUUUAAGAAGACGUGAAUCAUCUUGUAUGGUUAUUCAGAACCGAGAAAGGCUAAGAAGACAUGGUAGUUUUGAUCAGAGGCUUAGUAGAAGAUUGACGUCUGCGGUGGGAUUUAACACUAUAGCCUCAAAUGGAGAGGAUGAAACUCGUUCAAUUUCUAAUAGGCACAGGUUAUUUAGGCACCCUCUGCAACAUUCAUCAAGGAAACCGCAGCAUUAUAGAGAGAACCGGGGUAAACGGCAGUUUGUUCCGUCUAAAAUCUUCAGGAAUCCAUUUUCAAAGCAAAGGCGAUAUACGGCAUCUACUGACAUCAGAUUUCACGGACCAAAGAGUCUAGCAGAAAUCAAAGAGGAGAAGGCGACAGCUGCAGAAAGAGGGCAUUUCAAUAGUACUUCAACUGACUUCCAGGAUCCCAAACCUCUAAGUGAAAUCCUCAAGGACAAAAAGAGGUUGGAUUGUGGGUGAUAUGGUAAUCCCUUUAUCAACUGCUUACCGAGAUUAUGAUUAAUGAUUUUUAGAGACUAGUAUUUUAGCAGAAAUUGCUUUGUAAGGACCCUGUGAUAAUCCAGGGAGUUGAAGGAAGAUAGUGUAGGGUUCAUGGUGGAGUUUACCAGUGCUUGGCUCUUCCCCCCCCCCCCCCCGGGGUAAAACCUAGUUGCAUAUUUAAAUUGGAGCAGGAAUCUCAAGCCGAGAUUGGGUUACUACUGAUUGACAUGUUGUUUUGUGAACUGAGCCUUCUUGGUAUUUCUUGUACAGGUCUGCUUAUAAAUUGGCUUCUUGAUGGAUGCUUUUGUACCGUAGCUCUCUAUGAGUGCAACUAGCGUUUACUUGGC
Molecule: messenger RNA, 2029 nt
Organism: Neltuma alba
Lineage: Eukaryota; Viridiplantae; Streptophyta; Magnoliopsida; Fabales; Fabaceae
Product: zinc finger CCCH domain-containing protein 17
Exons: 3
Coding region: 87-1661 (524 amino acids)
Molecular function (GO): metal ion binding; mRNA binding
Source: RefSeq, a predicted model, not a curated record